Molecule: messenger RNA, 2308 nt
Organism: Drosophila elegans
Lineage: Eukaryota; Metazoa; Arthropoda; Insecta; Diptera; Drosophilidae
Gene: Cyp4g1
Product: cytochrome P450 4g1
Exons: 1
Coding region: 109-1779 (556 amino acids)
Molecular function (GO): iron ion binding; oxidoreductase activity, acting on paired donors, with incorporation or reduction of molecular oxygen; heme binding
Source: RefSeq, a predicted model, not a curated record
CGAUUCACAGUUGAGUGCUGGCGGCUGAAAUAGCAACAGUGCCAUCUACAGAACACCAAAACGAGGAGUUAAGGAUCAGGAGCAAGGAGCUGAGAAACAGGAUCAAUCAUGGCAUUGGAAACGGUGCAGGAGACGCUGCAACAGGCGUCAUCGUCGUCGUCAUCGACUGUCUUGGGAUUCAGCCCCAUGUUGACCACCCUGGUGGGCACUUUGGUGGCCAUGGCUUUGUACGAGUACUGGCGCCGGAAUAGCCGCGAAUACCGGAUGGUGGCCAACAUCCCAUCGCCGCCGGAGCUGCCCAUUUUGGGUCAGGCGCAUGUGGCCGCCGGCCUGAGCAAUGCCGAAAUCCUGGCCGUCGGCCUGGGCUAUCUGAACAAGUACGGUGAGACGAUGAAGGCCUGGCUGGGCAAUGUCCUGCUGGUCUUCCUCACCAAUCCCAGCGACAUCGAACUCAUCCUCAGUGGACACCAGCACUUGACCAAGGCCGAGGAGUAUCGCUACUUUAAGCCAUGGUUCGGCAAUGGUCUGCUGAUCAGUAAUGGACACCAUUGGCGUCAUCAUCGCAAGAUGAUUGCACCCACUUUCCAUCAGAGCAUCCUCAAGUCGUUCGUGCCGACAUUCGUGGAUCAUUCCAAGUCGGUGGUGGCCAGGAUGGGCCUGGAGGCGGGCAAAUCGUUUGAUGUCCAUGACUACAUGUCGCAGACCACCGUCGACAUCCUGCUGUCCACCGCCAUGGGUGUGAAGAAGCUGCCGGAGGGCAACAAGAGUUUCGAGUAUGCCCAGGCCGUCGUCGACAUGUGCGACAUCAUCCACAAGCGACAGGUGAAGCUACUCUAUCGUCUCGAUUCCAUCUACAAGUUCACCAAGCUGCGCGAGAAGGGUGAUCGCAUGAUGAACAUCAUUUUGGGCAUGACCAGUAAGGUGGUCAAGGAUCGCAAGGAGAACUUCCAGGAGGAGUCACGUGCCAUUGUGGAGGAGAUCAGCACACCGGUUUCCGGUUCGCCGGCUGCCAAAAAGGAGGGUCUACGCGACGAUCUGGAUGACAUCGAUGAGAACGAUGUGGGUGCCAAGAGGCGAUUGGCUCUGCUCGAUGCCAUGGUUGAGAUGGCCAAGAAUCCCGACAUCGAGUGGAACGAGAAGGACAUCAUGGACGAGGUGAACACGAUCAUGUUCGAGGGUCAUGACACCACGUCGGCCGGCUCCAGUUUUGCCCUCUGCAUGAUGGGCAUCCACAAGGACAUUCAGGCCAAGGUCUUUGCCGAACAGAAGGCCAUCUUUGGUGAGAAUAUGCUGCGCGAUUGCACCUUUGCCGACACCAUGGAGAUGAAGUAUCUGGAGCGUGUGAUCCUGGAGACGCUGCGAUUGUAUCCACCAGUACCGCUGAUCGCCAGACGUCUGGACUACGACUUGAAGUUGGCCAGUGGCCCGUAUACGGUGCCCAAGGGCACCACGGUCAUUGUGCUGCAGUACUGUGUGCAUCGUCGUCCCGACAUCUAUCCCAAUCCCACCAAAUUCGAUCCGGAUAACUUCCUGCCCGAGCGGAUGGCCAACAGGCACUACUACUCCUUCAUUCCGUUCAGUGCCGGACCGAGGAGUUGUGUGGGCCGCAAGUAUGCCAUGCUGAAGCUGAAGGUCCUGCUCUCGACCAUCGUGAGGAACUAUAUUGUCCACUCCACCGAUACGGAGGCGGACUUUAAGCUGCAGGCCGACAUCAUCUUGAAGCUGGAGAAUGGCUUCAAUGUCUCGCUGGAGAAGCGGCAGUAUGCCACGGUGGCCUAAGUGAUCCUUUUUGCGGGGAAUAAACGACACCGCAAAUACCCUGUACAUAGAUGAUGAAACCCGGCAGUCCCGCAAUCCAGACAUUCCGAACACCACGAACACCACGGACACCACGAUGACGAACUCAGAUAGAAGAUACCCGACACCGAACCAACGCACAAGCCAGCCAGAGAGUCAACCAAUUUUUUUUUAUUUCUUUCUUUCUAUACUACUUAAUACCCUACCUUAAUUUUUCUUCACUUUUUUUGUUUGUUGGUCUUUAGCGGGUGGUGCCCCUAUAUACGUUUAUAUACCAUAUACUCUAUAUAUUCUCUUUCAAACCAACUAUUCAACGCAACUGUUUGUGCUCUUCACCUAUUUUUCUAUCUAUCACUCUUUUUUUUCCUUAGCCAUGUAGUGUGAUUUUUUUUUUCCCCUCUAUUCUAGUAUUUAUUAAGUCACAUGGUUUGAAUGAAACCCAAAAAAUAUGAAAAAUACAUGUACAACGUAGCAAGCAGACAAUGGAGCUGCAAAAAAAGUUUUAAUUGCA